AUGGCUUCGCCCAGGCCCAAUACGACUCCUAUUGCGGGACCGUCCGCUCCUUCAACACAGCCAAUUACACCUCCAGCAGAGCCUCUACCAUCAUCAAACCCAGCUGCGCCUGCAAGUACCACCCCAGCUCAGAUACCUUCUACCUCACUACAAGAUAGCGGUAAAAGCAGACGACCCAGAGAUGCACGAUUAAUUCACAUGUUACUGGCCUCUCUCGGAGUCACUUCCUACCAGGAACGGGUCCCGCUCCAACUUCUCGAUUUCGCUUACAGAUACACCUCAAGCACUUUACAAGAUGCAGUAUAUCUAGCGACCGAGGGAUAUCCAGGAGAACUACAGAAAGAGGGUGGUGGUAGAGCCCAUGCGCAUCAAGAUGGCAGCAAUGGCGUUAGUUUAGGUGCGCUGCGAAUGAGCAUUGCUUCUCGGUUACAUUAUCAAUUCCAGCCAGGCCUACCCAAGGAAUUUUUAAUGGACCUUGCAGCGGAAAGGAAUCGGAUUAUGCUACCUGGUGUCUCAAGGGGACAAGAGGGAGGGUCAAGUAGCGCUACAGCUUCAGGACAGGAAACCAUGAUGGGCGGUAUACGGUUGCCACCAGAACGGUUCUGUCUGACAGGAGUAGGGUGGGAUAUGAAAGGAGAAUGGGAGAGUGAAGGUGAAGAGGAAAUGGAAGUUGAUACGCAAGCUGCUGGCGCUGGCGCGUCUGCUGAGAAAGACACAGAAGAGAGGGAAGAGGAUGAUGAAGAUGGGCGGAUGGAAGACGUCUUUGGCCAUACUUCCACCGCAGAUGCCAAUAAGGAUGAAGACAAGACAAUGACGGAUGUCUGA
Messenger RNA from Trichophyton rubrum CBS 118892, 825 nucleotides. RefSeq lists its product as uncharacterized. Gene Ontology annotation, biological process: RNA polymerase II preinitiation complex assembly; DNA-templated transcription initiation. The coding region runs from base 1 to 825 and encodes 274 amino acids. Gene Ontology annotation, cellular component: SAGA complex; transcription factor TFIID complex. The transcript has a single exon. The record is from RefSeq and is a predicted model, not a curated record. Gene Ontology annotation, molecular function: RNA polymerase II general transcription initiation factor activity; transcription coactivator activity; protein heterodimerization activity. Lineage: Eukaryota; Fungi; Ascomycota; Eurotiomycetes; Onygenales; Arthrodermataceae.